Messenger RNA from Nannizzia gypsea CBS 118893, 774 nucleotides. RefSeq lists its product as hypothetical. The coding region runs from base 1 to 774 and encodes 257 amino acids. The transcript has a single exon. The record is from RefSeq and is a predicted model, not a curated record. NCBI's taxonomy places the organism in Eukaryota, Fungi, Ascomycota, Eurotiomycetes, Onygenales, Arthrodermataceae.
AUGACGUCCUACUUCUCAUCCAUAACCUCGAUAUCCAACCUCAGUACCCGCUUCACCUCCCUUCGGCGUGCUAUUUCCGCAGACGAGACAGACGACCCCGAAAACGAGGAUCUCUCACAUAUCUCCAACGUGCUACGGGCGUACUACAACGAAAAAGGCCGCAGAUUGCCGCCUUGGUUACCCCCAGAUAAGAAAUCGGCAUACAACGCUCCCGUUGUUGCGACCUCUCAGGCAUCUUUCCAGGGCUAUGGUGGCACGCCGACUCAGCCAGGCGGCCGUGGUGGCCUAGGGGAUCUGUGGGACGACUCAGGGCGAUCGCAACCGCCGCAGCAAGCUACAGGGAGCCUCCGUUCCGGUCGAGGCCAGAAUAACCUGACAAGCCAGAAAAAUGCACUACCACCGUCCUUAAAACCCGCUCCAAACCAUCUACCUCACCGUCCUGCAGCUGGCUUGAGGAUCCAAAGUAAUGGAUACGACCAUGAUCCUUCACCUCACGCUGGAGGCCGCUCUCAGACCACUGGUGGCGCCAGACCGUUACCUAGUCAGCGUGCUGGCUCAUACCAAACUUCUGGUGCACAAUCGUCACGCCCGGAAGGGAUGGAUCGAACAUUAUCCGGGGCUUCGGCGCAGGAUAGGCUUCGUGCGCGGUUGCACGGUGGAAGUAGCAAAUCGUCUUUCGGCUCCAGCAAGUCAUUUGAUUCUACUUCUGCCUUGAGUGACGGCGGAGGCUAUUCCAGACAUCAAGCACCAGGCCAGAGUGGUGGUUAUCGAUAA